AUGUUCAAUGUUAUUACUGAAAUUGUUAUCAAUGGAGUACGUAGACAAGUGGCUAAAGUAACAAGAAAAUAUUCUGAAUUCUAUGUACUUGAACAGAAAUUAAUUGAAUUUCAUGGUACAUUAAUAAACAAACAAUUACCAAAACGUCAAUUAACCCCACGUACAAUGGAAUUUCUUGAAAGUAAAUGUGAUAUAUUUCAAAGUUAUUUACAGUAUUUGAUUGCUCAACCAUUCCUUCGUAAUAGACGUUUAGUGAAAUCGGUUCCGUUAAAAUUAACCAAAGAGAAGGGUCAAUUCUUAGACAAUUUCCUAUCGGCUUACUUUGUAUCAUGUCAUCCACAACCUAUAGAAAGUGAUAUUAAUAAUUUGGAAAUGAUUAAAUUAAAAUCUUCAUCCGUUCAUUCUACAACUGAAACUGGUAGUUAUUCUACUUCUUUAAUCCAUUAUUAA
Molecule: messenger RNA, 450 nt
Organism: Schistosoma mattheei
Lineage: Eukaryota; Metazoa; Platyhelminthes; Trematoda; Strigeidida; Schistosomatidae
Source: the annotation of a GenBank genome assembly